AUGAUGAGAAAUGGUUUUUUGAUUAUGGUUCUUGUUUUUGCGAUGACUUUGUCGUAUCCUAAUGCUCAACCAACAGAUCCUGAGGCGUGUCUGAACGCAUUUAAGGGCACUUCAAAAGAUUGCCGCGAUCGUCUAAGCGGACUUCUUCAUUUUCAUUUCCGAUUCGGUGGGCUCAAGAAAGCUUGUUGUGGAUCUGUUGCUAAUGUUACAGAUGUCUGUUGGCCAGUCAUCUUUCCGAGCAUGCCUUACAUUCGUUUUGUAGUAAAGUAUGUUUGCACAUUGCCCAUUUUAGAUUGA
Molecule: messenger RNA, 297 nt
Organism: Eruca vesicaria subsp. sativa (arugula)
Lineage: Eukaryota; Viridiplantae; Streptophyta; Magnoliopsida; Brassicales; Brassicaceae
Source: the annotation of a GenBank genome assembly